This is a messenger RNA of Penicillium brasilianum, 2627 nucleotides long. The record is from the annotation of a GenBank genome assembly. Lineage: Eukaryota; Fungi; Ascomycota; Eurotiomycetes; Eurotiales; Aspergillaceae.
CACUCUUCUUUCUUCACUUCACUUCCGGUGUGUUGUCUCUUGUCGCCUUUAUACAUACUGGGCCAUUCACAGACUCUAUCCUUUAUUCCUAUUUCCUAUUCCAAUCUCUAAUACCUGUAUCACGACCUCUGCUUCAUGGCUAGGUGACCCCGUUGAUCCUCCCCACUUUUUUUUUUGGAGAUCUCCACUUGCGCCUAGCGCCAGCCUCUCCAACACCGACAUCAUAGUCGUUCGUUCAUUCCUUUCUCUCCACAUUUUCGGUCUAUUCUUUUCAACCACCCUUCAGCCAUGAUAGGAGAGGGUCGUGACGAGGCUGUUCGCCUCUAUGUCCCUCCAUUACUCGAUGAUGAGGAGAAUCGCAUCAAUCCCGACGCUUCCGAGGAUUUCCCGCCGCCUGAUGUCGAAGCCGGCAGCAGCCUACCUAUCUGGUUACAAGAAUCGUCCAAAUCUUUUCGCUGGGGCUGGGUACCGUUGCCACUAAGGAAAGCAGGUCGUGCGACUGUGAAUUGGAUCAAGGGUCCCGAUCCUCCACAUGUGCUUUUACUGAAGCCGCUAUUCCCUCGUCUCCAAGAACUGCCAGUACAGUACUUCGAACACUUUCUUCCGAAGCGCAAACAGAAAUUGGCUCUUUUGCUGCUGCUUUACACAUCGUGGUUUCUGCCUUGGUUCCUGGUUCUCCUACACUCGCGCUCCUCGGGGUAUAUUGAAGGCUACGGCCAGCUGCAGACUCUCUCAUGCUCCACAAAUUUCUGGGCAUUUGACAACGGAUGUGGUCUCAACGGAAACGACUGUCGCCCCUUCUCUGCCUCGACGGUGGCUUUCCGAUGUCCCGCUAACUGCCGCGAUACUAAGCUGCUAGAACCACAUGUGGUGGGGAACCAAACAUUCAACUACCAAGGCCUCGUGAUUGGUGGUCCACUGCCAGGAACCGACGAUCGUGGGAUCUACCGUGCUGACAGUUUCGUCUGUCAAGCCGCUAUCCAUGCAGGGGUCAUCUCGAACGAUGGCGGCUGCGGUGUCGCGAAGCUCGAAGGUGCAGCGCACUCUUUCCCAUCCGUCAAAAAGAAUGGGAUUCGAUCAGAGGAGUUCCCAUCGACAUUCCCAAAGUCUUUCAGCUUUCCCCAGCUGUCCUCUUCUCAGUCAAACUGCCCAGCCGAUCCGCGCUGGUCGCUUCUUGGAGUGACUGCUGCGGCCGUCGGGCUUCUGUGGCUCUUCUGCACGUCGCCGCCUGUCCUUUUCUUCAGUACAUUUUUCAUGGUCUUCUGCCAUACGGGGUUGGUUGCUGAUCCGCCAUCGUAUCCUUACCUGUCCGACCUUGUCUCUACGCUGCUCUCUCGACUGUUACCUGCAUCGUUCGUGAUUUAUGUUUUAUACAAGUUCUGUGCAUUCCCACUUCUUCAGCCGAUUAGGUCACCUAUCUAUCAGCUGGAGAAGCUGCUUUUGUUCCUUCCGAUGCUUUUCAUCGGAGCCUUGAACAAUUACACAUUUGCACGAUUGAUACCCCUUCAGCGUUUGACGCCAAUGGAUAUCCAGCAGCAGCCUGGUGCAAAAUUGGCCCUUGCAUUGGUAAUUCCAACUGUGCUCACUAUCGUUCUUAGCCAAGCAUGGCAGAUUCGGCAAGGUGGUCUCCUUCCGCGCUACCUCAAGAUUUACUGCACCAUGGGGCUGAUCAUCCUUAUUUUGCUCCCGCUGCCCGGCCUGCGACUCCGAAUCCAUCAUUAUAUCCUCGCCAUUCUGCUGAUGCCAGGCACCGCCUUUCCGACUCGCCCCUCCCUGGCGUACCAGGGGUUGCUCCUUGGUCUUUUCAUCAACGGUGUUGCGCGCUGGGGGUUCGCUUCUAUUAUCGAGACUCCCGCGGCCCUGGGAGAGCUAGCUCCAGGACGUGGGUCUCACGGAUGGUGGGGCUCCACAUAUCCCAACGUCACUGCUUCGUCCGUUCAAAUUGCAUUACCCGAGCCAGGGUCCGAUUUCAUGCACCGUGGCAAUGGUAACAUCACUUUUGCUCUAUGGGAACAUGAGCGAAUGUCCGAGCUUGCGGUGGAUGGAGUUUCGGUGCUGCUCAAUGACGUAGAACGCUGGCGUGGCUAUCUUGACGAGGAGAAACGCGGCGAAUUCACCUGGCAUCGCCAUGGGCACAACGGGCUUGAGCUGAACAAGAUGCCGAUCCUUGAGCCUCGCGGGGUAGACAGCGUCGAGCUGGAUACCCAGUCCAUCUUGCAGAGCGAUAUUGAUUCGGACGAAAAUGAUGAGCCCGAAGCACUGUUUUUCCGCUUCGCAUUCUUACGCGGUGCCGAGGCCGGCGCUUACGGCCCUACCGGCGUUUGGAGUAGCGACGGAACCUGGGUCCCACCUCCUUCUCCUAAACGGUAGCGUGGCUAUCUUAUUUUGCUUGGCCACUUUUGAUUUUAUCAUUUUGAUUCCUUGCUGGAUAGAUGACUAUACAACGGUGGUAUGUGUGUGCUGGACGCGCUCUGCCCAUGGGAGUGGUGACCCACCGAACUCGGUCAAGCUCCUGGAUGACUGCGUUACGUUGAAUGAACAUAUCAUGAACUUUGUCGAUACUUCUGACUUCGUUCCACUGUAUUGUAUUUCUAUCUAAACCUAAAUCGCAGACGUUUAUUGUAGAA